AUGGCGAUGUCCGACACGGAGAUUCGAUGGGCUCUGGAAAUCAAACGAGCCGUGAGAGAGGAAAUCGACAGGGGAAAGGACAGCUCCAAGAAUAAUCAAGAAGCAGAUGAUUGUCGGUUCCGCCGCGAACUGAGUGAUUUUGAAUACAGUCAGUAUGCCUUGAGUACGAAAGGAAAUCUGGAAAAUGCCCUCGACCGCAUCGAAAAGAUGAUGUACUUUCAGGAAGAAUAUAACAUUAUCGAUACUGUGGAGGAAGGCAUGGCACUGCUGGAAGCAUUUAGCAAGCUGAUGCCGUGGUUCCUGGUAUCCGUCGAGUUUGCUCCCGAAUUUGGACAUUUCGUGUCCGUGUUGGAUUAUGCCAAACUCAAUCCAAAGGCAGUCGAUUUCCCAGCCGAUUGGAGAGCCUGGCUGGGCGGCUUUUACUAUCUCUUGCAGCUACAACACAGCAAUCUAUCGGCGUGUCGGCAGGGCAUGGUCAACAUUUGCGAGUGUGAGGGCAUGGGAUACAAGAACAUCAAUGUGGACUUUUUCUAUCGCACAUGGUCCCACCUGGGUGAAUUCUACCCGCACAUGUACAAGGAAGUCUCGUGGUUGCAUACACCGCUCGAAAGCAACUUGCUAUACGCCUCCUUCAAAAACAUCAUGGGAGAGUUUGCCAGUAUCAUUCAAGUGGGCUGCCACUUUAGCGGAUACGAUGGACGCAUUGACGAAAUGUUCAAAGUGCCGUCGGAAGCCGAUGCUAAACUCCGAUUGGAUGUACAAGUCGAGUCCUAUUUGAGAGUACGCUAUUAUCAUCAGUCCAGCUUUGUACUGCCCGAGCCGACGGCGGAACAACAGCAAGAGGACGAAGCUUCUUCCAUGAUGUCGUCGUCUGCGGAAAGUGACGAAGAUGAUAACGACUCGGAUGGCGAGGAGAUGAUGUAA
Molecule: messenger RNA, 924 nt
Organism: Seminavis robusta
Lineage: Eukaryota; Bacillariophyta; Bacillariophyceae; Naviculales; Naviculaceae
Source: the annotation of a GenBank genome assembly